This is a messenger RNA of Fundulus heteroclitus (mummichog), 4290 nucleotides long. Its product is annotated as protocadherin gamma-A11-like. Bases 1567 to 3975 code for a protein of 802 amino acids. Gene Ontology annotation, cellular component: plasma membrane. NCBI's taxonomy places the organism in Eukaryota, Metazoa, Chordata, Actinopteri, Cyprinodontiformes, Fundulidae. Gene Ontology annotation, biological process: homophilic cell-cell adhesion. The record is from RefSeq and is a predicted model, not a curated record. Gene Ontology annotation, molecular function: calcium ion binding. The transcript has a single exon.
UGCAGUUUUUCACAAAAGCAACACUAAACGUCUUUAAAACAAAUGGAAAACCUGAAAAAUUAUGAAUGCAAAAGUAAAGACAUGAGACUUGAUCCCAUGUUCGGCCUUUUACAUCUGCCCUAAUUCACAAUAAUUUACUCUGAAUAGCAGUGUUAACGUCUGUUAAUCUAAAAUAAUUUGCAGAAGUUCUGCAGACUUUUGAUGAUCUUUGGCUUUAAUGAGCUAAUCCUAAUGAAUCUUCCUCAGGAAAACAAAACUUGUCAUGAUCACAUUGUUCAGUUUCCUCUUGAAAUUCGACAUUUAUGGUGUUUUUUGGGGGUUUUCAUUUAACAAAUACAUGUGAAAAGGGGUAAAAAGAAGUCUUCUUCUAAGAGUUCUUUAUAUGAUGAGUGCUUAUUCUGUUUUAUACUGCCCAUUGUUGCAUUUUGUUCAUUGUAUUUUUUUUCUCAUUUUAUUCCAACCUAAAAUCUGUUGUCUUUGUUAAUUUUCCUCCUUGAUAAGUAAAACACAUUUAUCUUGUGUGGACGUACACACUGGCAAAUCAUAUAUUAUUAUCCAUUUCCACAUGGGGGGCUCCACACAGCAUUUGUGCUCACGGCCCCCAAAUGGCUAGCACCGCCCCUGGUCUUAUCGAGGCGUCUGUGCAGCAGCAAGUUCCCUGCUGGAUGCACUAAUGCCAGCUGAGUCCGACCUCAGUUCUCUUGUUUGGUGAAGGACUGUUCGCAAUAAUCAUUCAGCUCUGCUCCAUUUCAGGUCAUCUUUGAGCCCUUUGGAGCCAGGUAAACGUCACAGCCGCGAUCAUUUUCCUCCACUUUUCCUCUUAUGCGAAGCGCCUACAUGCGCUCAAAUGUACGGCAAGCGUUGUGCACCAAGGCAAUGUGUUUCUAUGAGGCGAUUUUUUUAAAUCAACAAAUAGGCAACAAGCUGUGAACGGUGGAACGGUCGGCGGGGGGAGGGGAUGCGGCUAAAAGUCCCGGUAUGCACCGCACGCUAGAAAAAAAAAAAAAAAAAAAAAAAAAAAAAAAAAAAAAACAUUCCUGGUACGAAAAAAAAACAUUCCCGGUAAGCUGAGGGCUAAACUUUAGAAGUGCCGGUACUGACAGCUCCAUACUGACCCACUUAAAGCACUGAUUUCAGAUAUGUGGGUGCAUCUGUAAUACGCCGCUCGAUGUUAAAUUAGUAAAAUGAGGCAGAUGACAUCGGUGUUUUUACCCCAAAAUUACUGUUUUUCACAGUUAAAUUAUGAUAAUAUCUGUUUAUUUAUUUCUAUAGGUAUUGAGAAAUAUUAGUCAUCUUGUUUGUCUUGCUUUAUUUUCCUUAUCACAACGCUUGACAGAAAAGGCCGCUACUGGCCAGUGUGUGGCAGUCUUAGAUAGGACUUGAAAAUGUACCUCCCCCUUUAUAUAUGAUCUGGUAGACAAUAAAAUCACCCGAAACUGCUGCAGUCACUUGAACUGGCCGGUUCUCUCAACUCUUACUCGUUUUUGGAUAUUUCUUUAACAUAAUUUUGACGUUUUUACGCCAUAUUCAACCGGAUUGCUAUUUGGAUUAUUACCGCAGCGCAAAAUGAGAGGACAAGCGCUCUUCUUCCUCUGCGUUUUCUGCAUGGACACGGUUUCCGGGCAGGUCAGCUAUUCUAUCCCAGAAGAGAUGGAGAAAGGGUCAUUAGUGUGUAACAUUGCUCAGGAUUUAGGUUUAGACUUUAACCGGCUGAAAUCGGGGAAAGCUCGCCUUUAUUCGGGAGACGGUGCAGAAUACAUCGAGCUGAACAGAGAAAGGGGCGUCCUCCUUAUUAAAGAAGGAAUAGACAGAGAGGCAUUGUGCGCAGACACGACGCCCUGCGCGUUACAUCUACAAAUGAUUUUGGAAAAUCCGAUGGAGUUAUUUCGAAUAACUGUGGAGAUUACGGACAUUAAUGACAACGCACCCAGUUUUGCGUCGAGGGAGAAACGUUUUGAAAUCAGCGAGUCGGCCAUUAUAGGAUCUAAAUUUGUCCUGGAAAAAGCCUUGGAUGCUGAUAUCGGUGUGAACGGUCUUCAAAGCUAUUCGCUUAAACCAACGAGCAAUUUCGCUCUGAAACUAGAGAGCCAAGCGGAUGGCAGUAAAAAGGUGGAGAUGGUUUUACAGAAGCCCCUGGAUCGAGAGCGAGAGAGAGAAAUGUCUUUGUUGUUGACUGCUGUGGACGGCGGAGAGCCGCGAAUGACAGGCACAAUGCAAAUCACUGUUAAUGUGUUAGACGUAAAUGACAAUGCACCAGUUUUUACUAAAUCCGUUUAUAAGACAACAUUGGUGGAGAACUCCCCGCAUGGUUCCAGUAUCAUUACUGUUAGUGCCUCGGACAAAGACGAAGGCUUAAAUGGUCAGGUUUCAUACACAAUUACAAAUAGCAAGCAACGUUUUUCUGAACUCUUUCAAAUCGAUAGAAAAUCGGGGCAGGUUAUUUUAACAGGUGAAAUAGACUAUGAAAAGGCGAGGCUCUUACAAAUAGACAUUGAGGCUACAGAUAACGGAGGGCUCUCUGAUUCCAGUAAGAUUAUAAUUGAUAUAACUGAUGUCAAUGACAACAAACCUCAAAUUAAAAUACUGUCUAAAUCAGAAUCCGUUUUAGAAGAUUCACCUGAGAAUACUGUGAUUGCUAUGUUGAGCGUAAACGAUCCUGAUUCAGAGAGAAAUGGCCAGGUGAAGUGUAAAAUCAAUGAUGAAAUUCCAUUUAAAAUAAAUAACGGGAUGAAUGGGUUUUAUAGUUUAGAAACAGCAGCACCUUUAGACAGAGAAGUAGCUCCCCGAUUUAAUAUAACAGUGACCUGCUCUGAUGAAGGAGUCCCCUCCCUCUCCAGCAGCGUCACCCUCACCUUGCAGAUCUCUGAUGUGAAUGACAACGCUCCUGUCUUUGAGAGGAGCUCCUAUGAGGCCUACAUUGUAGAGAACAACACACCAGGUCUCUUUAUAUUCACAGUGAAAGCCACAGAUGCUGACUGGAACCAGAAUGCCCGUGUUUCUUACAUACUGGAGGACUCCUCUGUUAACGGCGUACCAGUCUCCUCAUAUGUGUCCGUCAGUGCUGAUAGUGGAGUCAUCCAUGCAGUGCGCUCUUUUGACUACGAGCAGAUCAAAGAUUUCCAGUUCCGCAUCAAAGCGCAGGAUGGAGGCUCUCCUCCACUCAGCAGCAACGUGACUGUGAAAAUGCUGAUCCAGGACCAGAACGAUAACCCUCCUCAGGUUCUGUACCCGGUCCAGACUGGUGGCUCUGUGGUGGCUGAAAUGGUGCCUCGUUCAGCAGAUGUGGGCUACCUGGUGACUAAAGUGGUGGCUGUAGAUGUGGACUCUGGACAGAACGCCUGGCUCUCCUAUAAACUGCAGAAAGCCACAGACAGGGCGCUGUUUGAAGUGGGCUCACAGAAUGGAGAAAUAAGAACAAUCCGUCAGGUGACUGAUAAAGAUGCUGUGAAACAGAGACUGACUGUGACAGUGGAGGACAACGGGCAGCCCUCUCGUUCAGCUACAGUCAUUUUUAACGUAGCGGUGGCAGACAGCUUCCCUGAAGUGCUGUCCGAGUUCACUGACUUUCCUCACGAUAAGGAGUACAAUGACAACCUGACCUUUUACUUGGUCUUGGCUCUGGCUGUGGUCUCCUUCCUCUUCAUCACGUGUUUAGUGGUUAUUAUAUCAGUCAAGAUCUACAGAUGGAGACAGUCUCGCAUCCUGUAUCACUCCAACCUCCCUGUGAUUCCAUAUUAUCCUCCACGUUACUCAGACACUUUGGGAACAGGGACUCUGCCACACGUGUACAACUACGAGGUGUGCAGGACCACUGACUCCAGAAAGAGUGACAAUAAGUUUGGAGGAGCUGGUGGUCAGAACGUGUUGAUAAUGGACCCCAGUUCUACAGGAACCAUGCAGCGGAUACAGAGUGAGAAGAGCAUCCUGGAUGAACCUGACUCUCCUCUAGAGGUUAGAAUGCUUUUGUUUAUGUAAUUCCUCUUAUUCUUUUUGUUUGUAUACCAACAUUUUUUUAGAUUAAGUAAAAUCCCUACCCCAGCAAAUUAGUACAUUUGUGUUAUAUUCAAUACAAAAAGUUCCCAUUAACUAUACGUUUGUUUAGAGCAAAAGAGAAAAGUAUUCUGUCUUUUCCGUUUGCACAUGAAUUUUUAAUAUCUUUUUAUGUGGUUGUUUAGUGAUGCUGUGAGAUUUGUGUUAUGGUUUUUGUUAGCCAAAUACAUUUGUCAAUUUUCUAUUCCAACAUAUUUAUCAAUAGUUCUCUAUGACAUAUUGGUCAACAUCGAGUUCCUC